UUUUUUAAUCAUAACUCGGUACAUUCAAGCAAAGAUCACUCACGACCGGUUCAUUAUCGCAUCGAGAGUUGCAUAUAUCUUACCCACCAGCUUGUUUUGGCGAGACACAAUUAUUUUGCAAACAUACAAAACAGCACUGCCGUUCAUUGCUGCGUUCGGAAAUGAUCGUUACGAUACUUUUAUUACUUAUUACUAUUGUCAUUAUAGCAUUUACUUUUGAUUUUUAUGUGCAUCAUAAAAAAGCCGGACAAUUGCUCGAUCAAAUACCAGGACGAAAAGGUGUUCCCAUUCUGGGCAAUAAACUACAAAUAUAUCUGCCACGCGACAAACUUUGGUUGUUUUUUUGUAAUAUGAUGGACAAAUAUUAUCCUAUUACUAAAAUUUGGGCGUUCCAUAUACCUGUGGUAUCUAUCCGUCAUCCAGAUGAUCUCGAGGUAACAUUAAACAAUACGAAGAAUAUAGAAAAAAGUAUCUUAUACAAAAUUUUGAUUCCUUGGCUAAAUACUGGACUUCUUACCAGCGGAGUGUACUUCUUUUUGGAAGCCAUAACUUUCUUCCAGAGAUCUUUCCACUUUUGGAAACACUCCUCAACUUUCGGACGUACGCUUCCAAUUAUUGAGUACUGUGUACUGGAGCAUAUAAUUCAUUAUACAUUUAUUACGAUGAAAAAAAAAGUAUCGUAUUGUAAAGUCGGAAAAUAUAUAAUUCUACACAUACACAAACUUAAAGAUUUUCUCAAGCUGAUAAAGCCGUAUCACUUAUUCAUUGUAAGCUCACGAGUUUGCAAGUGAGAUCUAAUGUAAAUAUAUAUGUCUCCGGUCACAUAUGAAUAGCAAUUAAACCGUGCCGUGCGACAAAUUUUUGUUCUGUCUAUUCAUAAUUUUGAUAAUGUCAUAACAAAAUGUGAAUUUACUCCGAAAUUUGCUGUUAUCGAUUGAGCGCAUAAAGAAAAAGGAAACAUAUAAAACGGA
Molecule: messenger RNA, 971 nt
Organism: Dinoponera quadriceps
Lineage: Eukaryota; Metazoa; Arthropoda; Insecta; Hymenoptera; Formicidae
Product: cytochrome P450 4C1-like
Exons: 4
Coding region: 162-791 (209 amino acids)
Molecular function (GO): iron ion binding; heme binding; oxidoreductase activity, acting on paired donors, with incorporation or reduction of molecular oxygen
Source: RefSeq, a predicted model, not a curated record